Messenger RNA from Nothoprocta perdicaria, 5217 nucleotides. It is a transcript of the gene DEPDC5, whose product is annotated as DEP domain containing 5. Gene Ontology annotation, biological process: cellular response to amino acid starvation; positive regulation of autophagy; negative regulation of TORC1 signaling. The record is from RefSeq and is a predicted model, not a curated record. The transcript has 43 exons. Gene Ontology annotation, molecular function: GTPase activator activity. Gene Ontology annotation, cellular component: GATOR1 complex; lysosomal membrane. The coding region runs from base 124 to 4902 and encodes 1592 amino acids. NCBI's taxonomy places the organism in Eukaryota, Metazoa, Chordata, Aves, Tinamiformes, Tinamidae.
CGGCGGGCACUGCUCGCGGAGGCGGGAACGGCCGAUGUGCCAGAUGUCACCUGCUGUUUGCACCCAAAGCAGCUGAGCUGAGAAGCCCCUUGGUGGUGGGGACCCGGAGAACUGGGGUUCAACAUGAGAACCAACAAGGUGUACAAGCUCGUCAUACAUAAGAAGGGGUUUGGAGGCAGCGAUGAUGAACUGGUGGUAAAUCCUAAAGUAUUUCUUCAAAUCAAGCUGGGAGAUGUUGUGGAAAUUGCACAUCCCAAUGAUGAAUACAGCCCCCUACUCCUACAAGUGAAGUCACUUAAGGAAGAUUUGCAGAAAGAAACAAUCAGUGUGGAUCAGACUGUAGCACAGGUCUUCCGCCUGCGGCCAUACCAGGAUGUCCAUGUGAAUGUCGUUGACCCAAAGGAAGUGACCUUGGACCUGGUGGAGCUGACUUUUAAAGACCAGUACAUUGGGCGCGGGGAUAUGUGGCGACUAAAGAAAAGUUUGGUCAGCACAUGUGCUUAUGUCACCCAAAAAGUUGAAUUUGCGGGCAUCAGGGCACAAGCAGGUGAACUGUGGGUUAAGAGUGAGAAAGUCACUUGUGGCUACAUCAGUGAGGACACCCGGGUGGUCUUUCGCUCCACUUCAGCCAUGGUUUAUAUCUUUAUCCAGAUGAGCUGUGAAAUGUGGGAUUUCGAUAUCUACGGGGACCUAUAUUUUGAGAAAGCUGUGAACGGCUUCCUUGCUGACCUCUUCACAAAAUGGAAGGAGAAGAAUUGCAGCCAUGAAGUGACAGUGGUUCUGUUUUCUAGAACAUUUUAUGAAGCAAAAACGAUAGAUGAGUUUCCUGAAACACAUCGUGCAUCAAUUCGCCAGGACCACGAGGGAAGAUUUUAUGAAGAUUUUUACAAAGUUGUGGUUCAGAAUGAGAGACGAGAAGAAUGGACCUCCUUGCUUGUGACCAUUAAAAAACUUUUUAUCCAGUAUCCUGUGCUAGUACGUCUGGAGCAAGCAGAGGGCUUUCCACCAGGUUACAAUUCCACCUCAGCGCAAGGGAAUUACCUGGAGGCCAUAAAUCUUUCAUUCAAUGUGUUCGACAAGCAUUACAUUAACCGAAACUUCGACCGAACCGGCCAGAUGUCUGUGGUUAUCACGCCUGGCGUGGGGGUCUUCGAAGUAGAUCGACUCCUUAUGAUUCUGACCAAGCAGCGCAUGAUAGACAAUGGGAUUGGUGUGGACUUGGUAUGCAUGGGAGAACAACCACUACAUGCUGUUCCACUCUUUAAGCUCCACAAUCGCUGUGGUCCUGGGGACUCCAGGCUAGGUGAUGACUACAAUAUCCCACACUGGAUAAACCACAGUUUCUACACAUCCAAAAGCCAGCUCCUUUGCAACAGUUUCACCCCACGGAUUAAGCUGGCAGGAAGAAAGCCACUGGUCGAGAAGGCAAAAAGUAGCCGAGAUGCCUCUAUAGGGGCUCCAAAAGAUGCUGAGAAUGCCCUACCUAUCCAGGUGGAUUAUGAUGGCUACGAUGCCCAGGUGUUCAGACUGCCAGGCCCGUCCAGAGCACAGCGUUGCACCACUUUCAGGUCUGUGAGGGAGAGGGAAAGUCGUACCAGGAAGAGCUCCAGUUCCUAUGACGUGUCCUGCAGCCCUUCUCUGCAGAGCCGCACGCUGCCUCCAGAGGAGGUGAGGAGCCAGGCUUCUGAUGACAGCUCCUUGGGCAAGAUCUCCAACAUCCUGAUGAUCCCCCGGCCUCACCUGCACCAGUAUGAAGUCAGCAGCUCUUUGGGCUAUACCAGCACCCGAGAUGUCCUUGAGAACAUGCUGGAGUCUCAGCAACGGGACUCCAGCGCCCCGGGGAGGUUCCACGUUGGCAGUGCAGAAUCCAUGCUGCACAUUCGGCCUGGGGGUUACACCCCACAGCGAGCCCUCAUAAACCCCUUUGCCCCGUCCCGCAUGCCCAUGAAGCUUACGUCAAACAGGAGGCGCUGGAUGCACACUUUUCCUGUGGGUCCGUCAGGAGAAGCUAUCCAGAUUCAUCAUCAAACCCGCCAGAACAUGGCAGAAAUGCAGGGCAAUGGGCAGCAGGAUUUGACACACUCUUCUGCUGAGCUGCUGGAGCUGGCUUACCAUGAGGCAACGGGCAGACAUGUCAGCUCUCGUCAUCCUGGUGACAGUGCCUCUUUCCUGAGCUUUGGUGGAGUAGAGGAAUAUUCCAAUGGCCUGGCUGGUGGCAACAGUGCGGGAAUGAACCUCAAAGCUCAGAACAAGGAUUCACUGGAAGAUGCUAUUUCUAACUCUCCAGAUCCAAUGCCAGGCUUCUGUUGUACAGUUGGAGUGGACUGGAAAUCUCUUACUACUCCGGCGUGUCUCCCUCUUACCACGGACUAUUUUCCUGACCGUCAAAGUCUGCAGAACGAUUACACUGAGGGCUGCUAUGAUCUCCUGCCAGAAGCUGAUAUUGACAGGAGAGAUGAGGAAGGGGUGCAGAUGACAGCCCAGCAGGUGUUUGAGGAGUUUAUUUGUCAGCGUCUCAUGCAAGGCUAUCAGAUUAUUGUGCAACCCAAACCACAGAAACCAGCCCCAGCCGUGCCACCCCCACUCAGCAGCAGUCCCCUGUACAGCAGAGGUCUUGUAUCAAGGAAUCGGCCAGAGGAAGAAGAUCAGUACUGGCUGAGUAUGGGCCGUACUUUCCACAAAGUAACAUUGAAAGACAAAAUAAUUACUGUGACUCGGUACCUGCCAAAGUAUCCCUAUGAAUCUGCUCAGAUAAACUACACAUACAGCUUAUGUCCCUCACACUCGGACUCUGAAUUUGUCUCUUGCUGGGUAGAAUUUUCCCAUGAGCGACUGGAAGAGUAUAAGUGGAAUUACUUGGAUCAGUAUAUCUGCUCUGCUGGCUCUGAGGAUUUCAGCCUUAUCGAGUCGCUGAAGUUCUGGAGGACCCGCUUCCUGCUGCUGCCCGCGUGCAUCAGUGCCACCAAGCGCAUCAUGGAGGGCGAAGCACACUGCGACGUGUACGGAGACCGGCCGCGCUCCGACGACGACGAGUGGCAGCUCCUGGAUGGCUUCAUUCGCUUCGUGGAGGGCCUGAACCGCAUUCGUCGACGCCAUCGCUCUGAUAGAAUGAUUAGGAAAGGCUCUGCCCUGAAAGGGUUGCAGAUUGCGGGUCCGAUUCCCACCCACUCUCUGGAGCAGGCUGGGCCUCCCAUUGGGAAGAAAGGAACAUCGGCGCUCUCGGCCCUGCUGGAGAUGGAAGCCAGUCAGAAGAGCCUGGGGGAGCAGCAGGCAGCAGCGCUGGCUGGGAAGAGCUCUGGGCAGGCUGCGGAGAGCGGGAGCAUUGCCAUCACCCCCACCUACAUGGACAGCCCCCGCAAGGAUGGGGCCUUCUUUAUGGAUUUUGUUCGCAGCCCACGCACAGCUUCAACCUUCUACUCCCAGGUCUCUCUCGAUCAAACAGCUCCUGUGACCUUGGAUGGCAGCACAUUGCUAAACACGGGCCAGGGGGCUGAGAGGGGCAAUGCCCCGGUCUCGGGGAGCAACCAGGGAGUUGCAGAGCAGGGAUGCGCGGCGGCCGCCUCUGCUGAGAGCAGCUCUCAGCAGUGUUCGACAAGCUCUCUGACUUCUUCCUCCACCUUGAUGGAGAUUCUUGAAGCCAUGAAACAUCCUACCACAGGGAUCCAGCUGCUCUCUGAACAGAAGGGCCUCUCCCCGUACUGUUUCAUCAGCGCAGAAGUUGUGCAUUGGCUGGUGAACAACGUGGAGGGGGUGCAGACUCAGGCCAUGGCCAUCGACAUCAUGCAGAAAAUGCUAGAAGAGCAACUGAUUGUCCAUGCGUCCGGGGAAGCUCUACGAACCUUCAUCUAUGGCUUCUAUUUUUACAAGAUCGUUGUGGACAAAGAACCCGAGCGAGUGGGCAUGCCACCGCCGGCCAUGUGGCACACAGCUGCCAUGGAUGACUUCUCGGCCUUCCAGAGGAAGUGGUUCGAGGUGGCGUUCGUGGCCGAAGAGCUGCUGCACUCUGAAAUCCCUGCCUUCCUCCUGCCCUGGCUGCCCAGCCGCCCAGCCUCCUAUGCAAGUAGGCACAGUUCCUUUAGCCGCAGUUUCGGAGGACGGAGCCAGGCAGCUGCACUCUUAGCUGCCACGGUGCCCGAGCAACGGACGGUGACGCUGGACGUGGAUGUUAACAACCGCACGGACCGCGUGGAGUGGUGCAGCUGCUACUACCACGGCAACUUCUCACUGACUGCCGCCUUCGAGAUCAAGCUGCACUGGAUGGCGGUGACCGCGGCCGUUCUGUUCGAGAUGGUUCAGGGGUGGCAUCGGAAGGCGACAUCCUGUGGCUUCCUACUCGUUCCUGUCUUGGAAGGUCCCUUCGCUUUGCCCAGCUACUUGUACGGAGACCCCCUGAGAGCUCAGUUGUUCAUCCCCCUCAAUGUCAGCUGCUUGCUGAAGGAGGGCAGCGAGCAUUUGUUUGACGGCUUCGAACCAGAAACCUACUGGGACCGUAUGCACCUGCUGCAGGAAGCCAUAGCCUACAGAUUCGGGUUUGUGCAGGAUAAAUACUCAGCCUCUGCGUUCAACUUUCCAGCUGAGAAUAAGCCCCAGUACAUCCAUGUCACAGGGACAGUGUUUCUGCAGCUCCCCUAUUCCAAGCGGAAAUUCUCCUGCGGGCAGCAGCGGCGCCGGCGCAACUCCACGAGCUCCACCAACCAGAACAUGUUCUGUGAGGAGCGCGUGGGCUACAACUGGGCCUACAACACCAUGCUCACCAAAACGUGGCGGUCCAGCGCCACCGGCGACGAGAAGUUCGCAGAUCGGCUGCUCAAAGACUUCACGGAUUUCUGCUGGAACAAGGACAGCCGCCUUGUCUUGUUCUGGACUGACUGCCUGGAGAAGAUGCACGCAAGCGCCCCGUGAGAGCGGGUGGCAGCCCUAGUGUGACAAGGAAGCUCUACUGUGGGACAUGGAAGCAGUAGGGACUGGAAAAGGGCCUCUCUGUUGCCGUCAUCCCGAGGCUCAGAGGGGACCUCAUCAGUAUUGCUGUUGAUAUUCAACAGAAGUUGAUUAAGCCCUUGGAAAAAGACCCUGGGCUCUUGGCCUGCCAAUACCUAUUGCCUGAUCUCAGCUUGAUUUUAAGUAGCUGCAGCUCUUGGUUGCCAAAACUUGAGUAAGAGCAGGGAGGGCGCGGAUGCUUUCCAAAGGCAGUUGGAUGCAGCAGCCUGCCUCCCUCCC